AACCGAGCCACAUCCAAAACCUUACUGUUUACAGCAGAGCAGAGCCGACAGGGAGCUGUAGACGGGAAUUUGAGAGAGUUUGACAGAGGGAGGCUUACAAUGGUGAGGAGGACUCGCAACACCUGUGCCAGCACUGCUUCUGUCUCCUCCACCUGCGCCUGUAGCCAGACAGAGCACCAAAGCAUGGAUGCUUUUACCCAGAUUCUGGUGUGGGCUUUCAAAGACUGUAAUUUGCAAUUUCCACUUCCUGAUAUCCAGGCUGGGAGUGGCAUCCAAUGUGAAAGGUGCCUACUGGUGGAAUCUCUCAGGCAGCAGGUGGGAGAGCUACAGGAGGAGGUGGCUAGGCUGAGGAACAUCCAUAUCCAUGAGCAAUUCCUGGACAGUAUCCAUGUGGAGACAGCUGACGUAGCUGUCCCAGUUGACAGGACUACUGACACAACAGUGGAGGAGGAGAUGCCUCAGGGUGUGUCUGACACACCAGUGGAGGAGGAGGCUCAGGGUGGACACAGCCAGCUGGUUACUUCUAGCAGCAGGCAGUGCUCCACCGCUGCUGCGAACCCUCCUGCUGUGGUAAAAGAUAACCGUUAUGCUCUUCUUGAUACAGGAGAGAAGGAAUCACCCCCAACAGUUAAGGAGGUGAAGCCUCGUACCCUUAAGGCUGGGAGGUCUGCUGCCACCACUGAUAAGAAACGUAGGGUAGUGGUGGUUGGAGACUCUCUGCUGAGGGGGACGGAGACACCCAUCUGUCGCCCUGACCGUUCAUCCCGGGAGGUAUGCUGCCUGCCAGGGGCCCGUAUCUGAGAUGUUACAGAGGCAUUGUCGAGGAUUAUCCGGCCUUCUGACUACUACCCCAUGCUACUCAUCCAUGUGGGCACAAAUGAUACUGCGAGGUGUGACACUGAGCAGAUCAAGAGUGACUACAGGGCUCUGGGAGUAUGAGUUAAGGAGUUUGGAGCGCAGGUGGUAUUCUCUUCGAUUCUUCCUGUUGAAGGUAGGGGCCCGUGCAGAAACAGAUGCAUCAUGGAGGUGAAUGCCUGGCUGCGAAGAUGGUGUCACCAGGAGGGCUUUGGCUUCCUCGACCACAAGAUGCUAUUCGAGGAAGGACUGCUAGGCAGA
Messenger RNA from Gopherus flavomarginatus (Mexican gopher tortoise), 1116 nucleotides. RefSeq lists its product as uncharacterized. The transcript is spliced from 2 exons. The record is from RefSeq and is a predicted model, not a curated record. NCBI's taxonomy places the organism in Eukaryota, Metazoa, Chordata, Testudines, Testudinidae. The coding region runs from base 100 to 801 and encodes 233 amino acids.